AAUAUAUAAUAAAACUAUUGUUAAAUAAAUUCUUUUGACAGCAUUUAUAAAUUUCGAUAUGAUUUGAUAAAUAAUAAAUAUAAAAUAUUAUAUAAAAAUUAAAUUAAUUUAUUGCUUAAUUUUUAUGAAUAAACGCCAACUAUACGAAUAUAACGACUCGUAAGCAAGUUCAUAUUGUAAAGUAAAGAUCAAUUAUUCGCGGCGAAAGGUCCGCACUCCUCGGAGUUGUGCGUUACGUUCUGUACGCGUCAACAUCAGCUGUUGUUUCGCUCUCGCGUAAAAUGACAGUUUUGUGGAAGUUCAUAAUGUGGAAAUCAUUUUCGUGAGGCUGCUUCGUGUAUCGCGGAAGUGAGCCUUUUAUUCUGGAUAAAAUGAACGGAAGUCUGGGAAUAAUGCGCGGACCAGAGCAACAUCCACAGAGGUUCGCGGAUUAUUUUGUCAUAUGUGGACUGGACAAAGAUUCUGGCUUAGAGCCAGAUAAGUAUUUCGGUGAUUCUUUACAAUGUACACCUCUAGACCGAGCAUAUAAAAGUAAAGUAUUGGGACACUAUCCAGAUUCUGUUCCAUGGAACCCUUUUGACGAACACGCUGUUUGCAUGCUCUGUCUACCGAGUGGCCUGAAAUUUCGAACACAGAAACAUUCGGUGGAGCCAACGUUCCAUUCGUUCGUGCUCACGAAAGAGGACGGACACAGAACUUACGGGUUCAGCCUUGUCUUCUACGAGGAGUGCAGAAAUCGAAAGAUAUGUGCAGCUAUGCAAACCCUUCAAGCGAUGCACAUCACGGAACUUAGCAGCGGCCAAAAUGGUACACCACCAACGGCAAGGAAAGGCCAGGACGGACAUAACACGCGAUCGUUGCCACGGCAUUUCAAGCUAUCAGCACAUUCACCAAGUGCUGCGUUAGGCUACUACGACUCCACCAAAGACAAGUUGCUAGUGACUAAAUCGAUAUCCUUGCUAUGCCAGCAACCUUACCUUCAUGCCGCGAAAACGUUCCUCACUAAUCUCUACAAAUGUGUUCCUAGACAUCCAGGACCUGGUCUUAGUUUAGAAUCCUAUGUAUACAAUCUGUUGUACAAUGUGCCGGUACCAUUGCCUGGAAAGUCGUUAAAGUUCUUUGUUCCCAACGAUGAACCAGCGAAGUCGCCUUUAGAGCUGGUUAUCCAUCAACCUACGCCAUCGCAAGAAUUACCGAUGUUAGAUUAUCCUCUGAAAGAUAUGUUCACAUGGCUUGGCGCGGACUGCGUGAUCCAAUUAUUCACGUGCGUCCUAUUAGAGAAUCAAGUUUUGCUCAGGAGUUCGGAUUUUCACAAGCUGAUGGUAGUAUCUGAGUGCAUAACGGCGCUUCUAUUCCCAUUUUCAUGGCAACAUGUGUAUGUGCCGAUAUUGCCUGCCAGUCUAUAUCAUUUCUUGGACGCACCAGUACCGUUUAUAAUGGGUUUACACGCGCAAAGCGAGGGCGGUGUAUUGAAAAUUGCCAGCGAAGCGAACCUUUGUUAUGUAGAUAUAGAUAAGCAAAGUAGCCAAUUUCCAGAAGAAUUACCUGUAUUUCCUCAUAAAAUGCAAUUUAUUGAUGAGAUUAGAACUCUCUUAAACAAGUACAAAGUACCACUCACGGGAAAGACUGAUAAUAUGGUCAUAAAUCAUUAUAAUGGUGACAUCAUGACUAGUAGUCUGACACUUCCUGGUUCUGGAUUUCAUCUUCCUCGCAGAAAACAUUCUUUACACGAUGUUUUAGAUUGGGAUCGACCGGAACCAACAGCACAAUCAGACACUUUACAAAGGAUAGUAGAUAUUGUUAAAAGAACGGGAGUAAAUGUAGAAGAUAUUGAUUCAGUGGAAGAUAACGUGAAAGAACGAGUACUUUCGCCUCAAGAAGAAUAUCAAGAAACACUUAUGUUUAAUAACGCAAUUAGGGAAAUUUUUUUGAACCGUUUUGUACAGAUUUUUUCUAGUUACGAGCAUUUUGUUAUUCAGCCAAGUCAAGAUAAAGAUGAAUGGUUGAAUAAUAGAGACAGUAUGCAUGUUUUUGAUAAAGCUACAUUUUUAUCCGAUCAACCCACGCAGCAUUUACCAUUUUUAUCAAGAUUUCUAGAAACGCAAAUGUUUGCAUCUCUUGUUGACAGUAAAGUUAUGUCAACAUGGAGUGAGCUUGAUUUUAACAUACGAGUUUUUGAUCAAAGAAUUUCUUUUUUAAGAAAAAAAAUUGGGGAGGGUAUUAUACGAUCUACACGCUAUGAAUCUUGUACAAGUAUCGAAGAAUCACAAAAAAUAUUGGAACAGAGAUUAACAAAUGUUGAUUUUGAAACAAAUCCACCUACUGAAAUUCUUCCUCAUAGAGCUGCAUAUUUCCGAAGUUUUCCUUUAUUAGAUAAUGUUGCUUUAAAUAAAGAACCAGCUCAAAGUAGUCGAAGAGGUCAAACUCAAUGGAAAUAUAAAAUGAAAUCCAUAGAAUCAAAUGGAAAGAAUCAGGUACCUCAAGAAACUCAAUCACCUCGACCUCAAACUAAGUUAUCCGCGGAUAUGAGUCCAGCAUUAAUAGCACAAGCAAAUUGGACAUUUGUUGAAAAAUUGCUCAAGGAUUGUAAAUCAAAAACAAAAAGAAUGUUGGUUGAAAAAAUGGGUUCCGAAGCAGUUGCGUUAGGUCAUGGAGGUGAAUCUUUAUCGGAUGUCGAAGAAAAUACAUUAGUCGCUAGUCUCUGUGAUCUUUUAGAACGAGUUUGGAGUCAUGGAUUGCAAAACAAACAGGGGAAAAGUGCUCUUUGGUCGCAUCUUACCAUGUAUCAAGCAUUAAAAGUAGAAGAAUGUAACGAUCCGAAUAAACCUCUAGAUUCUAACUUUCUUUGUCCUGCAUUAUCGUGGUGCGUGGAGCGGAAGCGAUUCGAUUCCAAGAAAUCACCAAAUAAAUUUUUUGGAUUACCGGAGCGUUUAAUUUCAUCCUUAAAGGGCAAAAAUAUUUUUGAAAUUGCUUCUUAUAUCAAGGAGAAUUUUAAUGUAACAGAUCUACCGAAUUUGGCAUUGGAGAUCGAUUCACCAACACGAGGCACGGAUAAGCACAAGUCCCCUGGAGACAAAAAAGUCGGUCCUGAACAACUUUCUUUACUUUUUGAUAUUCGAAAUGUGCAAGCAAUGACUGAUAUUAAAACGCAUAUUGGAUAUGCCAGAGCCUGGGUUCGAUUAGCACUUGAAAAAAAAUUUCUUUCUCGCCAUUUGAGAACCUUAUUAUCAGAUAAUAGAUUGUUAAGAAGUCAAUAUAAACGUUCGGCAUUUUUGCGUUGUGAAGAAGAGAAGGAACAAUUCUUAUAUCAUCUUUUAACAUUAAAUGCAGUUGAUUAUUUUUGUUUUACAAAUAAUUAUCCAACUACAAAAUUGCCAUACAGGGUCAUUAUAUUUCCUAGUCGAAAAGCUAGUGCAGCUACCACUUCAGCAAAUAGCUGGAUUGCUAUUUCUGGCACACUUUGUGAAACAAAUCCAGUUCCAAUACCAAAGGGUGCAUUGGAAUUUGUAUUUCAUCAUAAAAAUUUAGGUGUGCUUUCCACAUUACGCAUUGGACAUGACAAUACCGGUCUUUCGCCUAAAUGGAUGGUAGAAUACGUCGUAAUAAGAAAUGAAGUUACAGGACAUACAUUUAAAUUUCCUUGUGGUAGAUGGCUUGGCAAAGGUAUUGAUGAUGGAUCUACUGAAAGAUUAUUAGUAGGCGCCCUGGUACCACGUAAUAUUGAAGAAUUGGUUGAGUCAUGUUCAACACCACCAAGAUGUAGAUCUCCUAGCAUACCUAGACGUCCCAUAUUAUCUCAAGUUGAAUUGCAACACAUGUUGGGAGAGUCUGUAAAUGCAAUUGUCAAAUUUCAUUAUAGAAGGGAAUGUCAAGAUGGUUCUUUGACUGCUCUACUUUGUGGAGAAGGUGGUCUUGUACCAUCAUUAGAACAAAUAUUUUUAUUUGGAUUUAAAAAUCAAAGGAUAUUUGGGAAAAACUUUUAUGUUUGGGAUUAUCUCUUACGUGUAAAAGAAAAUUUUGAAAUUUCUUUAUUGGAACAAAUGGACGAAUAUUCACAGAGGCUUAAUAGAGAUAGACGAAUUCAUGCAGAAAAUAAUCAAAGAUUUGCAACUUUAAGAUGUUAUUGUCAUCUAAUCGAUCAAAUUAAUAUGUUUAGUCAGACUCUUGGUAAAGAUGGAAAAUUUCAAUUAUUUAUAUGCUUAGCAGCGAGAGAGCAGCUUCUUCAUUCUAUGCUUCGACCAAUGAGCGAAGCGCGUUCUACCGCGGAUAUGUAUGAAGAAACUUCUUUUUUAAGAAAUUCUACAUUAUUAAAUUUCCUCAUUCAUAUUCUUGAACCUCUAAGUGAAUUUCAUAUUGUUCUUGAAAAGAGUUUAACUCAUGGAAUUUCUAGUAUAUGUUAAUUUAUCAUAAACAUUCCAAUAAUUAGGAUAUAUUUCUUUGAAAUGGCACAAUUUACAAAAUUCUAAAUAAUGCGAGAUAAAAAGAGAUAAAUGUUAUGAUAUUGAAGAAAUGAGGAACUUUCUAAAACAUUAUUAUUAAGAAUGUAAGAGAAAUUUAAUAAUGCAAAUGAAGACUGUUAUGCUGAUGUAAAAUAGUCGUUUUUAGAUGAUAAAAUUGUUUGACAGAAAGUUGAUAUAUAAGUGAUAAUGGAAACAAAGAUUUUGUCCUGCUCUGAAAGUUGAUAAUAUUAAUAACAGUAAGAGUUCAGUGCAAAGAUAAAUAAUCUAAUGAUUUCGCCCAUCUUGCCGUAGUUACUUGGUAGAGAAGCUAGAUAAUAAUAAGUUUGUUGAAACUGACUUAUCGCGUACCAAAGAUGUGAUCCUAUUAGUUAUUACUAUUAGUAUUAUCAUCAUUAAAGAUCUAGAUUUCUUUUAGUUUUUUUAUAGUUUUUGUUGUGAGCAGAAUGUUUAAAAUAUUUAAAAGCGUGUACACAAUGUAUAUCACAAUAAUUAAUAUUUUAUUUGACAGAAUAAGUAUCAAUUUUAUACUUUCUAUUAUUUAUUAUUUUAAUCGAAAUAAUUAAUAAAAAAUAAUUUCAUCAACAAAUGUUAGAAUAAAAAAUAGUUGAAUAUUUUUAUUUUAAAUUUUUUACAAUCUUUUAUUUUAUUAUUAUAGUCUUUUUAACAUAAAAUAAUAUAUCAUGAAAAAUGAUCAGUUUAAAAUUUUUUUUUCAUUUUCACUUUGUUGUUCAUAUAUAUUUGUGGACAGACACGCUUCUAUAGUUGUUUAAUAUUUUAUCUAUUUUAUUAUUAAAACAAAUCGAAAAUUUUUAUUUUUUUAUAAUUUUUAAUUCAAUAUAAAUUUUAAACUAACAAACAACAAAAAUUUUGAAAUUUCUUUUAGAAAUAAUUAUCUAUUUAAUUUUUAGUGUUAGCACAAUUUAUAUUUCAUUGCUUAUAAAAUUAAACUAGUUAAAAUUGAAAAUGAAAAAUAUAAUGUAUUAAGAGAAACAUUUAUGAGCAUAUUUUAAAAAAAUGGACCAAACGAUUUAAUCAUUUACUCCAAGUUUCGAAGUGAUGCAAUUAAUUUUUAAUGCAUAAGAUACAUUGCAGCUGAUUGUUCUUCGAAUUUUUAAUGUAGAUAAUAACCAAAAUAGACAAAUUACUGUACUAAUUUAAAUAAUUUUACUGCUAGAAUUUGUCAAAUGAUAUAUCUUAGAUAAGAAUCGUUUUUUCAUAUUAAUGUAUGACUGUUCAUUCUUUGUAAGACACGUGUGAAUAAGUAGAUUUACUUAUAAAAAAUACUUAAAACUUAUAAUAAAAGUUUUAAUUUCAGAAUUUUAAAUUUUAUUUCUAUAUUUUAGAUUUAAAAACGUCCUUUAAUUUUAAAUAAUUUUUUUUUAAAGUGAUAAAGUAUAUAAAAUUUCAAAUUCAAGACAUAAAAUAUUCACACGUGUUCAUCGUGUCUUUCUUGACAUUCAUGACAUUCAUGACAAUGAUAUUAAUAAAUAACUUACUGCGAAUCUCUCGCAUCUGUGGCCAAAUUUAAAAAUUUACAAUAUCAUCUUUAUAAUAUAGAUUCAUGAAUAUAGAUUUCUAAUUUGUAUUAACACAUUGCUUAUCAAAUAAGACUAUCUUCUGAUUUAUUUUUUAAUACUAAAUUUUUAUACUCAUGUUCAUUUAUUAUUAUAUUUUAAUUUUUUCAAAUAUGAGAUAUUGUAAUUUCUAUUUUUUUAAUUAUAAAAUAUAAAUUUAUUAAUAUAUGUUACACGAAAAUUUUAUAUGUAUUUAUCUUAGAAUUGUAUUGCAAUAUAUUUUAAUAAAAAAUAUCUAAUGGAAAGCAAUGUAUUAAUACCUAAAUAUGAAACACAUAAUUUGUUAAUUAUAUAUUAUUAGUUGUUUCACGAUCGGUGAAAGUUUAUUAAGAUUCAUUUGUUAAUUAACUAUUAUAUAUUAUUACAUGUUGUUGAUAAAAAUAAUGAAAUACUCAUAUAAUGAUCUGAUUAGAUUUUUUUUUAGAAUAUUUAAGAAAAAAUUAAAUGAUUGUAAUUGAAAUUCUGUUUUACAUCAUUUUUAAACGAUUUAUUAUAUAUUUUGUCAUAUUAAUUAAUGAUUUGCCUUUAUAUAAAACAAAAAAUUAUAUAUUAAAUAAUCGUAAAAUGUGUAUUGUGAUCGUUUGUUAGACUGAAGAGUAAUUUUGUAUUUUAUGUUAUUUUAUGCUUAGGGCAUAUCUGUAUUGUCAUGUUAAAGUUAUGUAAUUUUAAUCUUUUCAUAAUUUUUAUUUUGUAUGUAUAAUGUUUAUAUAUUAUUAGUAAAAAUUUAUAAUUAUAAUGCCAUAAAUCUUUUACCCAAAUAUUAGAAAAAUUAAACAUGUCGCAAAAAUUUAUAAUACAUAUUAUUUUUUAUUUAUAUAAAUUUGUUGAUAGAAAGCUUAAUAUAAAUUAUGGAAUAAUAUUAUAAACACUUUAACAUGACAUCAGUGUGCAUCUAUUCAUAAUACUCAAAUAAAUAAUUUAUAAGUCUUAAUUUAAAAUUGAAAGUCAUGUCCAUCUAUUCGAUUUAUACUUGAUCGUUUCUCGGGUAAUAGAAAAAAAUCAAGUUCUUUACCAAGUUUGUAUAUAAAUGAAAAAUUACAAAGCUUGAUGUAACGUAUAGAAUCUUUUACAAGACAACUAUCAUAUAAUAUAAUUGUAUAUAUAUGAACUGUAAACAAAAUACUAUUAACAUUGUACAGUAGAAUAAAGGAUUAUUAAAAUGAAAGAA
Messenger RNA from Apis cerana (Asiatic honeybee), 7202 nucleotides. It is a transcript of the gene pns, whose product is annotated as DENN domain containing pinstripe. Gene Ontology annotation, molecular function: small GTPase binding; guanyl-nucleotide exchange factor activity. The record is from RefSeq and is a predicted model, not a curated record. Lineage: Eukaryota; Metazoa; Arthropoda; Insecta; Hymenoptera; Apidae.